This is a messenger RNA of Anguilla anguilla (European eel), 1815 nucleotides long. RefSeq names its product carbonic anhydrase XIV (gene ca14). Gene Ontology annotation, molecular function: carbonate dehydratase activity; zinc ion binding. NCBI's taxonomy places the organism in Eukaryota, Metazoa, Chordata, Actinopteri, Anguilliformes, Anguillidae. The transcript has 12 exons. The record is from RefSeq and is a predicted model, not a curated record. Gene Ontology annotation, cellular component: plasma membrane. The coding region runs from base 333 to 1475 and encodes 380 amino acids.
GUGUUGAAUCAGACGGGUGUUUCAGUGAACGGGACUGGACUGUGCUUCUCGCUGUUCAUUUUGCCAUUCUCUCUCUGUACCUCUCUCUCUCUCUCUGUCUCUGUACCCCUCUCUCUCUUUCUCUCUGUUCUAUUUCUCUCCCUUGCUUUUUCUGUGGUUCCAAGUUAAACUUGCUGUCAUUAAUGCCAGGAACGUCAUCGUCAUCAUCAUCAUCGUCACCAACAUUCUUCUAACAAUAAGUUCAGAAAACAAAGGUGCUUUGAGCGUGUAAUCGGUUGAGCUUGUGCAUCCAUCUAUCGGUCAGCCCACAGUCUGCUUCCACUGCUCUGUGCAUGGGCAAAGACCACAUUAUGGACUCUUUUGGGAUAGAGAUAAUUUUUCUGAUACUUUUUGGCCAAUGGACAAAUUGUGCAUGUGCUGUUACAUACUGGACAUAUACUGGUUCUGUAGGCCAGUCCCAGUGGUCAGAAUACUUCCCUGAUUGUGGGGGGACCAGGCAAUCUCCCAUCGACGUGAAGACCAGCCACGCCCGGCACGACCCGUCCCUGCCCCCCGCGAGGCCCCUAGGCUACAGGCAGCUGGGGGAGGAGCCCUUCACCCUCACUAACAACGGGCACACAGUGGAGGUGUCAUUGCCCGGGUGGAUGGGGCUGGGGGGGCUGCCCUGGCAGUAUACUGCAGUGCAGCUCCACCUUCACUGGGGCAGCCGCGGCGGUAUAGGAGGGGGCAGCGAGCACACCAUCGACGGACACAGCACCGCAGCUGAGCUCCAUGUGGUCCAUUAUAACUCCGAGCUCUACAGCAACGUGUCCACAGCCAUGAGACAGAGGGAUGGACUGGCUGUACUAGGAGUGCUCAUUGAGACAGGUGAAGAUACAAACCCUGCCUUCGAGAACAUCAUCAAUUACCUGGAGAAUAUCAAGCAUGCAGGACAGAGAGCGCCCAUCCCGGCCUUUGAUGUCCAGUCGCUGCUCCCGCUCAAUCUGGGACGUUACUUUCGGUACAAUGGCUCCCUGACGACGCCGCCGUGCUUCCAGAGCGUGCUGUGGACCGUCUUCGCCGACAGAGUCGCGGUGUCUCACGUGCAGCUGAGGAAGCUGGAGACGGCACUGUUCUCUGGUCCCGCUGAAGAGUCAGAUUCUCUCCCACUUCAGGACAACUACCGCCAUCCACAGCCCCUGAACCGCCGGCUGGUCCUGGCCUCUUUCCCCCCAGAUACAGUCACAACUUACUCUGUUGGAGAGGUGUGUGCCAUUGUGAUCGGAACACUGUGCGGAUGCGUAGGUCUCGCAGCAAUCAUACACUUUGUUAUAAAGACCAUACGCUCCACCUCUAGUUGGGACGUCCUGCCCAGCGUGAGACCGCCAUCUUUGCCCAGAUCUAAAGAAACUGCAAAGGAGCCAAAACAGGAUGUGGUUUUCAAAACGACCUCUGACCCCGAAAAGGAAGAGGCCGCCCCUCAGCCUGACCCCUGACCCCGCACUGAUCCCCAUGGGCCGCAGUAUCUGCUGUCUGAUUGCGUGCAUGGACUCUCUGCAUCUCUGCAUGAUCAGAUCUCUAUUCAUUUAUCUCUGUCAUUGAAUCACUGCUGUAUUACCUUUUCAAAGUCGAACCCAUUCUCCCGCUCCCCUUCGCCUGUUUACUCAUUUGACUCUGUUUGCCCUGUCAGGCAUGCACUGCUUGUAAGUACAAAGGGUAGGAGUAGUGUGCGUGUGUGUGUGUGCGCGCAUGCGCGUGUGUGUGCAUGUGUCUCUGUCUGAGCUCAAUUGUAUAUAUUAUAUAUUUACAUCACAAUAAACAAGUUCUUUGACUUCA